AUGACUACGACUUCCGAGACUACCACCACAUCUCCCACCACAACGACGAUGACGACUACAACUACAUCUCCAACUACCACCACCACAACGACAACAACAACAACUACAACCACAACUACAACAACAACAACUACAACCACAACUACAACAACCACUUCAACGUCAGCAGCUAGCUGCACUGACCUGCCCAAUCCGUACACGGCUCCGAACAGCGAGCAAUUCAGCAUCGACUGUACGUCCUACUACUUGUCUACUGCCACCAACACCAUCUCCGUUAGCCCAACCGACGACCUGCAGGAUUGUCUGGAUCUGUGCUCAACAACCGCGGGCUGUCUCUUCGCGGACUGGGUCAAUAACCCAUCCGCCGGAAAUUUUCAAGAUUGCUACUUGCUCAGCAGUAAUGACGGCGGGCUAUUCACCUAUACCGGUAUCAGUUCCGGAACUUUGGUUACCAGCUAG
Molecule: messenger RNA, 459 nt
Organism: Fonsecaea multimorphosa CBS 102226
Lineage: Eukaryota; Fungi; Ascomycota; Eurotiomycetes; Chaetothyriales; Herpotrichiellaceae
Exons: 2
Coding region: 1-459 (152 amino acids)
Source: RefSeq, a predicted model, not a curated record